AUGGGGCUUCUGGGAAUGUGGGUGACCUUUCUCAUGACGCCUUGUGCAUAUUUUAUGGGGAGGAAAUGGAAUUUACUGGACUUGGUCACGGCUGGAAUGUUCGUGACGAUCCAUGUCCUUUGUUUAUUUGCGCCCUUUUAUUUCAGCUGGCCUUUGUUUCUCCUCGCUGUGGUUCUCGGUUAUUCGACCGGCUUAGGAGUAACUCUGUCUUACCAUAGAAACCUUGCGCACAGGAGUUUCAGGCUUCCCAAGUUUCUUGAGUACUUCUUCGCCUAUAUCGCCGUUCUUUCGGCUCAGGGUAGUCCAAUUGAGUGGGUGAGUACUCACCGUUACCACCACCAAUAUACAGAUACAGAGAAAGAUGCUCAUAGUCCUCGCGAAGGUUUCUGGUUUAGCCACAUGGGAUGGAUCCUCGACAGCAAUAGGCGAUUUGGAAGGUAUGGUGGACUGAAAAAUGUUGAAGACAUGAAAAGGCAGCCAUUCUACAGGUUUCUUCAUCAUACAUUUCUUCUACAUUCGGUUAUUCUUGGGGGAAUUCUCUAUGCCAUUGGUGGGUUUCCCUUCAUCGUUUGGGGAAUGGGAGUGAGGAUGACAGCUGCUUUCCACGGCACUUUGCUAGUAAAUUCGGCUGGUCACACAUGGGGGUAUCAAGCGUGGAAUACCGGUGAUCUAUCUAAGAACCUUUGGUGGUUGGGAUUGCUUGGACUUGGAGAAGGAUGGCACAACAAUCACCACGCUUUCGACUACUCGGCUCGACAAGGCCUUGAAUGGUGGCAGAUUGAUGUGACUUGGUACGUCAUAAGACUUCUUGAAGCUCUAGGGUUGGCAACUGAUGUGAAACUACCAUCUGAAGCUCAUAAGAAACGCAAAGCCUUGGAGACCAGAAAGAAUAUGGUUUCUCAUGAAAUAAGCCACGAAGAUUGA
Molecule: messenger RNA, 924 nt
Organism: Argentina anserina (silverweed cinquefoil)
Lineage: Eukaryota; Viridiplantae; Streptophyta; Magnoliopsida; Rosales; Rosaceae
Product: palmitoyl-monogalactosyldiacylglycerol delta-7 desaturase, chloroplastic-like
Exons: 5
Coding region: 1-924 (307 amino acids)
Biological process (GO): lipid metabolic process
Cellular component (GO): endoplasmic reticulum membrane
Molecular function (GO): oxidoreductase activity, acting on paired donors, with oxidation of a pair of donors resulting in the reduction of molecular oxygen to two molecules of water
Source: RefSeq, a predicted model, not a curated record